Molecule: messenger RNA, 1180 nt
Organism: Pterocles gutturalis (yellow-throated sandgrouse)
Lineage: Eukaryota; Metazoa; Chordata; Aves; Pterocliformes; Pteroclidae
Gene: CDK2AP1
Product: cyclin-dependent kinase 2 associated protein 1
Exons: 4
Coding region: 146-418 (90 amino acids)
Cellular component (GO): nucleus; cytoplasm
Source: RefSeq, a predicted model, not a curated record
GAAAAAAAAAAAGAAACAAAACAAAGCCUAGCAAGGGAAACCGUUCUCCUGUCGGCUCCCACGAGAACCUGUGCCUUGCUCUCCGGAACAGCCGUAAAAUUGCAGGGAAAACAAAGCUGGGAGUGUUCACUCUCCCUCCACAAGUAUGGCAACAUCUGCGCAAUACAGACAGCUUAUAAAUGACUACGGACCCCCAUCUCUAGGCUAUACACAAGGGAUGCAGGGUACCAGCAGCAGUCAAGUACCGCAAAGUAAAUAUGCAGAACUUCUAGCUAUUAUAGAAGAAUUAGGAAAAGAGAUUAGACCCACCUACGCUGGGAGUAAAAGUGCGAUGGAGAGGCUAAAAAGAGGCAUUAUUCAUGCUAGAGGAUUAGUUCGGGAAUGCUUGGCUGAGACGGAACGAAAUGCAAGAUCCUAGCCCACUAAUUCAGUUGCAAGAUUUUCCAUCUCUUAAUGAAGAAAAAGUAACACUUAUUCCUUUUGACUCUUGAAACAUUCAGACAAAUUCCUUUACUUCAAAUGUUUUACCCUUCUUUUUUUGCCCUUACAAAAAAUGUAUAGUUAAGAAAGAAAACAAGGAUUUUUCAACUUACUGCGGGUUUGCAUUUUGUAACGACGUUAAAACUCCCUAAAAUGUUUCUAAAACAUGAAAACUGAACUGCAUGCAGAGGAAUGCUCUUUCCCCCCCAGGCUAUAUUUCAGUUCUCUUCUUAUCCAGCCACAGUCGCAUUCUGUUUUUUUUUUUUUCCUUUGACUAUAUUAACUUAACCCCAAACUGUCAAUCUUUCAAAGUUUGACAUAAGGUCUAAGGAUUUUUUUUAAUAAAUGCAGAAUAGCAUGGUGUACCUAGUAGUCUGCUAAGUCACAGUUUGUCAUACAGCAUAGACCCUGCUUAGAGAUAACCUUCUCCUUAUUUUUCCUUUUUUGUUCGUUUUGCAUAAACAUUUGCAUGACUGUUAGUGCUCUGAAGUCCAUUUAAAGUGCAUGAGUUAUAGGGAAACCUAUUAAAUAAUAACAAGGUCCUGGAAAGCUAAUUUCUACAUUAAGGCUGGAGAUUUCAGUUUAAAGUUUGCAAAAAAAAAAAAAUCUGGAUAAAUUACUAAAACUGUUAUUUGCAUCUUUGUAUGUAUUUAUUACUUGACGUAAUAAAGCUUAUUUUCAUUAACAGUUUGUAUUAAAA